AUGGAUUUCCAAGGAGACGUGUUUGGCUAUUUGGGUCGAAAAAUCAUCGAAGAUUAUGAUGAUGCUCUCCGCAAAAGCAUUCAUCCACUCACCGCGACUCCUCGUGAAGAGACCUCGCAGAUACCUGCGCUCCCUGAGCGUGGUUAUGGCCCGCUGGAUACAGUUGGAAUUCUAGGUGCAGGAGUUGGUGGUCUAUACACCGCCCUUAUCCUAGAUUCGCUGAACAUCGACUACGAGAUCUUGGAGGCGUCGGACCGCACCGGCGGACGCCUCCUCACCUACAACUUCCCGAAUGGUGGAUGUUGGCGUCAUGAGGUCCCCCCUGUCAUAGAAGGACGCUCAGGGCAAUUACAAGAUUGGAAUUAUGAGGCGCUUGGGCGAGUUGAUCAACUACUCGAAGCUCAACAAGGGUUUAUCGAAGGUAUCUCUAAGCUCCCAACUUAUCGAUUAUCAUUUUACGUCAAAGAGACAAGGGCAUUUCCUCUACUUCAACGAUCAACGUUAUCAAGUCUCUCGGACAUCGACGUCAUUCGGCCGUUCGCUAAGGACCUCAUUAAAGACUUGGAGCAAAAUGUCCAUUCGGGCUGGCGCAACUUAAUGAAGCACGAUGCAUACUCGCUUCGCUCAUUCAUGUCAUUCAAGUACACUCCCAGCGCCAGCCUCCAAAUUCCGCGCACGCAUCUUUCCACCAACGUUAUCAAUUGGUGCGAAACAUUCAAUGACAGCACAGGCUCGUAUGACCGCGGUUUAACUGAAGCGGUUCUUGUGGCGCUGGUGGAGUCGCAGACCCUUGAAGACGUAGAAUGGAAGUGUUUCAAAGGUGGUUCUCAAGUGCUCACCGACUACAUGGUGGCAUACCUUACUGCUAACGGUACCAAGCCUAUCAUCCAGUUCAAUAAGAAGGUCACGAGCAUCCUUCAGAGUGGAGACAUCGCAAUGGAUGUUUCUGUGAGGGGCGAAUGUAGCCCGCGCACAUAUUCGCACGUUAUGUCGACUAUUCCUCUUCCGAGCCUACGGAUGAUCGAACUAGGAGGUGCUGGUUUAAAUGUGAUGCAGAAAAAUGCAUUGCGUAAACUGCAGUACGGUGCUUCACUCAAGGUUGGCAUGCGUUUUCGAUCGGCGUGGUGGACCGAACUUUUCGGACUGGGCAAUUGA
This is a messenger RNA of Suillus subalutaceus, 1155 nucleotides long. RefSeq lists its product as uncharacterized. Bases 1 to 1155 code for a protein of 384 amino acids. Gene Ontology annotation, molecular function: L-amino-acid oxidase activity; polyamine oxidase activity. Lineage: Eukaryota; Fungi; Basidiomycota; Agaricomycetes; Boletales; Suillaceae. The record is from RefSeq and is a predicted model, not a curated record. The transcript has 4 exons. Gene Ontology annotation, biological process: amino acid catabolic process.